GGCUCAGCGUGCUGCGACGCCGGCAGCCCGGCUCUGAAGCAGCGUGAGUUCAGGCCAGCGCCCGCUCCUCCCUGGUAGUCGGCCCACGUCGAGUCCCGCGUGGAGAUGGCAGAUGAUCUUGGAGACGAGUGGUGGGAGAACCAGCCGGCAGGAGCAGCCAGCAGCCCAGAAGCAUCAGAUGGUGAAGGAGGAGGAGACACAGCAAUGACGCAGCAGGAGACAGCUCCAGUUCCUGCCCUGUCAAAGAAAACCGAACAGCCUAAAGAAUGUUUCUUGAUACAACCAAAGGAAACAAAUGAAGAUGCCACCAAGACCAGGAAGAGGAAAAAGAAGAAAAUCACUGAUGUUCUUGCAAAAUCAGAGCCAAAACCAGGGACACCUGAAGACCUACAGAAGCUGAUGAAGGACUAUUAUAGCAGCAAUCGCUCAGUGAUUGAAUUAGAAGAACUAACCCUACCAGACUCCUGCUUCCUCAAGGCCAAUGAUUUGACUCACAGUCUUUCAUCAUAUCUAAAAGAAAUCUGCCCUAAGUGGGUGAAACUUCGGAAAAACCACAGUGAGAAGAAAUCGGUCCUGAUGCUGAUUAUCUGUGGCUCUGCCAUCCGAGCCCUGGAGCUCAUUAGGUCAAUGACCGCAUUCAGAGGAGACAGCAAAGUCAUGAAAUUAUUCGCAAAACACAUAAAGAUCCAGGAGCAGGUAAAAUUGCUGGAGAAGCGUGUGGUACACCUGGGUGUGGGAACUCCAGGGAGGAUUAAAGAACUCAUUAAACAAGGUGGCCUUAAUUUGAACCCCUUAAAGUUUCUGGUUUUUGACUGGAAUUGGAGAGAUCAGAAGUUGAGAAGGAUGAUGGACAUUCCCGAGAUAAGAAAAGAGGUUUUUGAAAUUCUGGAAAUGGGAGUCCUCAGCCUAUGCAAGUCAGAAUCUUUGAAGCUGGGCCUUUUCUAAGUCUGGGUCCUAAUGAAAAUUCCUGUUUUCAUGGUGGGAUUUGCAUGGCUCUGGCCCAUUGCAAGCAGUUGGUAAAUAUCAGCUAUUGUUUUAUUAAGUUGAUUGUAUCACCAGAUGGAUCACUGGGAAUCUUAGGUGGGGAUUCUUUUACAAAAAUGAAUCUGUCCUUUGCCAACUCCCUUAUAUAAUAAAGUAUCACUGGCUUGUGUGUGAUUUUUGUUAAGCAGACUGAGUUUUUCUUUCACCAACUGGCUUCUGAUGUGACUGUGCAAGAGAGGGAAAGAGCAUCUGGGCAGCCUCAGGCAAGCCCCUUCCCUCUCUGAGCCUGUUUCAUCAACUGUGAAAUGGGAAUACUAUCUUGCAGGAUUGCUGAGGAUUUCAUGAGAUGGUAUGUGUGGAACAGAUUUGAAACUGUGACGCCUAGUCCCAGUGUGAAGGGUGGCGGUGGUACUACUGGUGGAAAGAGCUGCAAGGAUAUGCGGCACUUUGUAAACAAAUAAAAGACAACAAUGUAA
This is a messenger RNA of Eubalaena glacialis (North Atlantic right whale), 1460 nucleotides long. It is a transcript of the gene CMSS1, whose product is annotated as cms1 ribosomal small subunit homolog. Gene Ontology annotation, cellular component: nucleus; 90S preribosome. The transcript is spliced from 10 exons. NCBI's taxonomy places the organism in Eukaryota, Metazoa, Chordata, Mammalia, Artiodactyla, Balaenidae. The record is from RefSeq and is a predicted model, not a curated record. The coding region runs from base 106 to 945 and encodes 279 amino acids.